AUGGAUAUCAACGAGGGUUUCGAAGAAUUGCACAGAGGGAAUGGUUGGAAAGGAACCCUCAAAAUAGCACAAGGAGCUGGUUUUAUGACUUUAGACUUAAUGACGUUGGGAACUUUAUCCACUGCCGUUCGAACUUUAUCCACUGCAAGUGUUCGUCUAGGUAUGGGUGCAGCUCAAGUGGCCGGAAAAUUAGCAGCAAGAGAGUUUAUGACAAUAGCCGAAAGAAAAGCUAUGGAACACGUUGCCAAACGCUGUGCUGCAGUAGUUUUAGCAAAAAGUGGUGCCUAUGUCACAGAAAAGGUUGGAGAAACUGUUUCUGAUGCUAUGAGAAGACCUGCUCGUAGCCAACAGCCUUCUGCAAAUCAGUCUCAGUCAGACGCGAACACCCACGAACAGCUACGAACAGCCACGAACACCCCCAAAUUAAAAUCUGAGUUAGCCAAUCGAUAG
This is a messenger RNA of Didymodactylos carnosus, 450 nucleotides long. NCBI's taxonomy places the organism in Eukaryota, Metazoa, Rotifera, Eurotatoria, Philodinida, Philodinidae. The record is from the annotation of a GenBank genome assembly.